AUGCGGAUGCAGCGUUUCAGCCUGCUGCUGGUGCGGCGAUUCAGCGUGCUGCAGGUGCGGCGACUACGCGUGCCGCUGAUGCGGCGCAUCAGCAUACAGAUGGAGCGGCGAUACAGCGUCCUCCUGGAGCGGCGAGUCCGGCCUGCCGCUGGUGCUGCGUUUUCGCAAGAUGAUGGACAGCAGGUUUUGCAAGAGGCUGGAGCCACGCUUGCGUUUGCAGCUGGAGGCGCAGACCAGCCUGGUGCUGGAGCCGCGUCUCCGUCUGCUGGAGUCAGGUUCCCUCAUGAGGCUGGAGCCUCAUUCCAGCCCGACGCUGGUCCGGAGUUUCCGGCUGCUGCUGGAGGCGCAUUCGAGUCUGAUGCUGAUGCAUUCGAUGCUUUUCUGGAAGACGAGGACGAUGGUGGUGGUUAUAACCAGCCAGUGGACCUCGAGGCGCAGCCAGAGCAAGAUCCCGCCAUCCCUGAACCUGGGUACAUGCCUGAGCUGAUGGAAAAUCGUGCGACAGAGUCUGCGUCGCCAACAGUUGACCGUGCAGUGUUUGAGGCCCAGGCCGCGCGAUACCGCCAGCUGGAGCGCGAGCUUAUGCAAGCACGAAAUGAGAUGCGUGCCAUGCAGCGACAACAUGCACCCUCACAACAUGGCACUGGUCAACGCGAUGGGCAGCGGCUCGGCUCCGAGCUCAGCACCGAUGCGGAUGCAGGUGGUUGGAACGAUGCGGCGAACAUAGCAGAUCCAAACGGAGUGCUUUCAGGUGGGGCCGGUGCGGCAAACGGUGGGCGUUUCGAGGCGGCUUCCGCGGCUAACGGAGGGCCGUCAGGAGCUGCUGUUGCGGGUAACGGAGGGCCGUCAGGAGCUGCUGUUGCGGCUAACGGAGGGCCGUCAGGAGCUGCUGUUGCGGCUAACGGAGGGCUACCGGGUGCUGCUGGUGCGGCUAACGGAGGGCGUUAUGGUGCUGCUGAUGCGGCUCACGGAGGGCGUUAUGGUGCUGCUGGGGCGGCUAACGGAGGGCGUUAUGGUGCCGUGCCGCUGGCGGCUAACGGAGGGCCGUCAGGUGCUGCUGGUGCGGCAAACGGAGGGCGUUUUGGUGCUGCUGGUGCGGCAAACGGAGGGCGUUUUGGUGCUGCUGGUGCGGCUAACGGAGGGCGUUUUGGUGCGGAUGCGGCAGGCAAAGACAACUACGAGAUGCGCCUUAACAUACCGCGUCCCUUGGUGUUGGUCGAGCCGAACCGCCCUGCUAUCAUUGACGCUGUCAACAGUGCGUACGCACAUGGAGCUACACUCGACUUGCAUCAACUGACUCAAAUGCAACGGUCGUGGGCGCACCGUUACGCGAUGGCUUUAGCCUCAAUCCCAGCGAAACACAACGGGUUCACGGUAGGCCACGGUUUCCUCAUUGUCCACUCUAUCGCCUUGCUCGUCUCAUGUAAGGUAGCCGUCCCUAGCCCUCAAAACUAG
Messenger RNA from Closterium sp. Yama58-4, 1455 nucleotides. The record is from the annotation of a GenBank genome assembly. Lineage: Eukaryota; Viridiplantae; Streptophyta; Zygnematophyceae; Desmidiales; Closteriaceae.